This is a messenger RNA of Linum trigynum, 303 nucleotides long. The record is from the annotation of a GenBank genome assembly. Lineage: Eukaryota; Viridiplantae; Streptophyta; Magnoliopsida; Malpighiales; Linaceae.
AUGGAAUGGUCCGAGUGUAAAAACGAAAUUAGAGAUGCCUGUUUGGAGAUCCAGCAGCUUCAGUCCGACGUGGCUCACGAGUUUCAGCGACUCCAGCUGGAUUUCACUGAUACCCAUUCGCUUCAAGAAGAAGAACUGCGCAAGCUAGAUGAAAUGAAGGCUAGAAUUGAAAAUUUGAAGUCAGCUAGUGGUGCUAUUGUAGACUCGUUCAUACGAAUUCGACCUGAUGUCCAAACUGUAAUUGACAUUGAUUCCGCCAAUGGAGUCGAAAGCAGCUUUAAGAGUGUCUUGAGAGAUAGAUGA